Marmota monax (woodchuck) is the source of this 1662-nucleotide messenger RNA. RefSeq names its product la-related protein 1-like. Gene Ontology annotation, cellular component: cytoplasmic stress granule; cytosol. NCBI's taxonomy places the organism in Eukaryota, Metazoa, Chordata, Mammalia, Rodentia, Sciuridae. The record is from RefSeq and is a predicted model, not a curated record. Gene Ontology annotation, biological process: positive regulation of translation. The transcript has 2 exons. Gene Ontology annotation, molecular function: RNA binding.
AUGAGGGCUAAGGUUAGGGCUAAAGUAACGGAAAGGCGGCUGCAUCCGACCAGGAAGGGAGCAGCUCCUAGCGUGAAUCCCGAUUCUCCUCCGUGGGGACUGGUGCCCUGCGCCCGGGAGGAAGGCGUCGCGGGCGCUCUGCGAGCCAAGUUCGAGGCGGGGGAGGCAACCUCGGGCGCGCCCGGCUUCUCCGCGGGGGGGGCGGACGGCGGUGCCCAGAGACCUCGGCCGCCCUGCGCCAAGCCACACAAGGAGGCCGUGGGGCCGCCGGAGUUCGAGAGCCCGCGGCCACCGCAGCUGCCCGGCGCUGAGGGCCCGGCCGUCAGCGACGGAGAGGAGGGCGGCGGCGAGCCGGGCGCUGGCGGAGGAGCUGUCGGAGCCGCGGGCGCCAGGCGCUGAGACUUCGUGGAAGCCCCCCCGCCCAAGGUGAACCCGUGGACUAAGAACGCGCUGCCGCCGGUCCUGGCCACCGUGAACGGACAGUCCCCUCCAGAACAUUCUGCUCCAGCCAAGGUGGUGAGGGCAGCUGCUCCUAAACAGCGCAAAGGCAGCAAGGUUGGUGAUUUUGGAGAUGCAAUCAACUGGCCUACACCUGGAGAGAUAGCCCACAAGAGUGUGCAGCCACAGUCUCACAAGCCUCAGCCUGCCCGUAAGCUGUCACCCAAGAAGGACAUGAAAGAACAGGAGAAAGGAGAGGGGAGCGAUAGUAAGGAGAGCCCGAAAACCAAAUCAGAUGAAUCAGGGGAGGAGAAGAAUGGGGAUGAAGACUGCCAGCGAGGCGGGCAGAAGAAGAAAGGGAAUAAACAUAAGUGGGUUCCCCUGCAAAUAGACAUGAAGCCCGAAGUUCCCAGAGAGAAACUUGCCUCAUGCCCCGCUCGCCCACAGGAGCCGAGACAUACACCUGCCAACCAUGGGGAGAUCAAAGGGUCUGAGCCUGCCACCUACAUGCCUGUGUCUGUGGCCACCCCCACCCCAGCCUGGCAACCAGAGACCAAACCGGAGCCUGUCUGGCACGACCAGGACGAAACAUCGACCCAUUUUGACUACCAAUUUGGCUAUCGAAAGUUUGAUGGUGCAGAGGGGCCUCGAACCCCCAAGUACAUGAACAACAUUACCUACUACUUUGACAAUGUCAGCAGCACUGAGCUUUACAGCAUGGACCAGGAGCUGCUCAAAGACUACAUCACGCGACAGAUUGAGUACUACUUCAGCGUGGACAAUUUAGAGCGAGAUUUCUUCCUGAGAAGAAAAAUGGAUGCUGAUGGUUUCCUUCCCAUCACCCUUAUUGCUUCCUUCCAUCGUGUGCAAGCCCUUACCACUGACAUUUCACUUAUUUUUGCGGCCCUCAAGGACAGCAAGGUGGUGGAAACUGUUGAUGAGAAAGUCCGAAGGAGGGAAGAGCCUGAGAAGUGGCCUCUUCCUGGUCCCCCAAUAGUGGAUUAUUCCCAGACUGAUUUUUCCCAGCUUCUCAACUGCCCUGAAUUUGUUCCCCGCCAGUACUACCAGAAAGAGACGGAGUCGGCGCCUGGCUCUCCCCGUGCAGUCACCCCAGUGCCAACCAAAACGGAGGAGGUCAGCAACCUAAAGACACUGCCUAAUGGCCUGUCUGCCAGCCUGCCUGACCUGGAUUCUGAGAACUGGAUUGAAGUGAAGAAACCAUAA